Molecule: messenger RNA, 1207 nt
Organism: Symsagittifera roscoffensis
Lineage: Eukaryota; Metazoa; Xenacoelomorpha; Acoela; Convolutidae
Product: histone deacetylase 1-like
Exons: 5
Coding region: 8-1207 (399 amino acids)
Biological process (GO): negative regulation of transcription by RNA polymerase II
Cellular component (GO): nucleus; NuRD complex
Molecular function (GO): histone deacetylase activity
Source: RefSeq, a predicted model, not a curated record
UAGCGCAAUGACUACAGGCAAUCAGAAAGUAUCUUAUUAUUACGAUGGGGAUGUAGGGAAUUUUUAUUAUGGACAAGGGCACCCGAUGAAGCCUCAUCGUAUACGAAUGACACAUAAUCUCCUGCUGAAUUACGGACUGUACCGCAAGCUAGAAGUUUAUCGACCAUUCAAGGCUAGUUUUGAGGAAAUGUGCAAGUAUCAUACGGAUGAGUAUGUCAAAUUCUUGCAAGAAAUCAUGCCUGAUAACAUGUCAGAUUACAGUAAACAACUGCAGCGGUUUAACGUGGGAGAAGACUGCCCUGUGUUCCAUGGCCUCUAUGAUUUCUGUCAAAUUUCUUCUGGAGGAAGUAUCGCAGGAGCUGUAAAGUUGAACAAAAAACAGACAGAUAUCGCCAUCAAUUGGGCGGGAGGCUUGCAUCAUGCCAAGAAAAGUGAGGCAUCCGGUUUCUGUUAUGUUAACGAUAUCGUGCUGGCUAUUUUGGAGCUCCUCAAAUACCAUCAACGAGUGUUGUACGUGGAUAUUGAUAUCCACCAUGGAGACGGAGUAGAAGAGGCGUUCUAUACAACCGAUCGAGUGAUGACAGUGUCGUUCCACAAGUACGGGGAAUACUUUCCCGGAACUGGUGAUCUGAAAGACAUCGGCGCUGGCAAAGGCAAGCAUUAUGCAGUAAACUUUCCAUUGCGAGAUGGAAUAGACGAUACCAACUUCAUCAAUAUCUUCGAGCCGAUCGUGACCAAAGUGAUGGAGACAUACAGACCCAGUGCAGUUGUGUUGCAGUGCGGAGCCGAUUCGCUUUCUGGAGACAGACUUGGAUGUUUCAAUCUCACUCUCAAAGGUCACGCGCAUUGUGUUGAUUUCAUGAAAACAUUCAACGUGCCACUAUUGAUGCUUGGAGGCGGAGGCUACACCAUCAAGAACGUUGCCAGGUGCUGGACUCUGGAAACAGCGAGAGCUUUAGGUGUCGAAGUCUCAAACGACCUUCCCUAUAACGACUAUUUUGAGUACUAUGGUCCAGACUUCCACCUUCACAUCACACCUACAAACCAAAGCAACCAGAAUUCAAACGAGUAUCUGGAAAGCGUGAAGACAAAGGUGUUUGAGAACCUAAGAAGCAUCCCUUUCGCACCUGGACAGCAGAUGAGAGAUAUUCCUGUGCACACAACUGUCGAGCCAGAAGUUCCAGCUGACCAGCCACAUUACUUUUAA